GACCCUUUGUUUCUUUCUUUUUCGUUCCUCCUCCUCCCUCUCUCUCUCUCUCUCUCUCUCUCUCUCUCGUUGUCGACGCGCCUUUUCGUUCCUUUUCCUUCCGAAGAGACCGGGAGAAAGAUCCCACCUCGGCCGCCGCGAUGAAGGGAAACAGAGGGCCCAGGUCGCCCUUAGUAUCUCGGUUGGCACGCGAGAAGAUAAGGCUGCCCGCUGCCCUUCUCUUGUGCGUCGUCUUCUUCCUCGCCGGCCUCUUCGUCUCCAUUCUCAUCUCCUCUCCCUCUCAGGAUCCUUCCGGCGGGGGUCGCCUUACCCGAUCUCGGCUGCUGGAGCUCGACGAUGAGGAUCCCGAGCGGUCGCCGAUGCCCCACGGGAAGACCGGGGAAUCUACCCCGUCUUUGAUCCCUUUCCAGGUUUUGAGCUGGAAACCUCGUGCAUUGUAUUUUCCAAAUUUUGCCACAGCAGAACAAUGCCAAACAAUUGUACAAAAAGCUAAGUCUAGGCUUAGGCCUUCAACAUUAGCUUUACGGAAGGGGGAAACUGCAGAGAAUACUCAAGGAAUAAGAACAAGUUCUGGCACAUUCAUAAGUGCAUCUGAAGAUUCAAGUGGUGUCUUGGGCCAGAUAGAGGAGAAGAUUGCUAGGGCCACAAUGAUUCCGAGAGAGCAGGGAGAGGCCUUUAACAUCUUGCGCUAUGAGAUAGAGCAGAGGUAUGCUUCUCACUAUGAUGCAUUCAACCCUGCUGAAUAUGGCCCUCAGAAAAGCCAAAGAGUAGCUUCAUUUUUAUUGUACUUGUCGGAUGUUGAGGAAGGAGGGGAAACCAUGUUUCCUUAUGAGAAUGGAUCCAAUAUGGACAUUGCCUAUGAUUAUGAGAAGUGCAUUGGCUUGAAGGUGAAACCACGCAAAGGAGAUGGGCUCUUAUUUUAUUCUCUGUUUACAAAUGGGACAAUUGACCCAACAUCACUCCAUGGUAGCUGCCCCGUGAUCAAGGGAGAGAAAUGGGUAGCAACAAAGUGGAUUAGAGAUCAAACUGAGAAGUAAUCUGCAGUGUAGAUUUCUCAAUAUUUGUUCCUUGUGCAUUUACCUGUUACUGUAUAAAACAACGUGAUGGGAAAAAAAAAGAAGACAAUUUCACUUGGCCAACAAUUAGGGAAAGGGUGAAAAAAAAAAAGAGGAAGAGUUGAUCCUCUUGACAGAAUCAAGAGGGAAAAUUUUUUGGAGCCACUUGAUCAGCUGAUGAAAGAUCCGUUAAUUGUUGUUCGGACCAGCCGAGCAAAGCUAUUAUCGUCGGUAGAUUGCUCAAUACGCCUGAAGGGAUUGAAAGGUUGAUUGUCGUAACCUUGUUGCCAUGUUGCUGUAGUUUGUUUUUCCCAUGGCAGAUGAGUUAAUUAUUUAAUGCAUAUGUAGAUUCCUAAUCAUAUACAUUUAGGCGAUUGCAUGUUGAAUCGGAAUUUCUUGAAUGUUAGGACA
Molecule: messenger RNA, 1466 nt
Organism: Musa acuminata AAA Group (dessert banana)
Lineage: Eukaryota; Viridiplantae; Streptophyta; Magnoliopsida; Zingiberales; Musaceae
Product: probable prolyl 4-hydroxylase 9
Exons: 8
Coding region: 141-1037 (298 amino acids)
Biological process (GO): peptidyl-proline hydroxylation to 4-hydroxy-L-proline
Cellular component (GO): endoplasmic reticulum
Molecular function (GO): L-ascorbic acid binding; procollagen-proline 4-dioxygenase activity; iron ion binding
Source: RefSeq, a predicted model, not a curated record